Molecule: messenger RNA, 1074 nt
Organism: Argentina anserina (silverweed cinquefoil)
Lineage: Eukaryota; Viridiplantae; Streptophyta; Magnoliopsida; Rosales; Rosaceae
Product: cysteine-rich receptor-like protein kinase 10
Exons: 8
Coding region: 1-1074 (357 amino acids)
Biological process (GO): protein phosphorylation
Cellular component (GO): plasma membrane
Molecular function (GO): ATP binding; protein serine/threonine kinase activity
Source: RefSeq, a predicted model, not a curated record
AUGGAUUCUAGGAGGAUAGCAAGAAGAGUGAGAAAGAAUAUAAGGUUGGUUAGUGCAGGAGGUGUGAAGAAUGAUACAGAACUACCACUCUCCAAUUUAAAGAGUAUAUUAACUGCUACAAACAACUUCUCUGAGAAUAAUAAACUCGGAGAGGGAGGAUUUGACCCUGUAUAUAAGGGAAUUUUGCCAGAAAAUCAAGAAGUGGCCGUAAAAAGGUUAUCAAAGAAGUCUGGACAAGGGCAACAUGAGUUCAUGAAUGAGUUGAAACUUAUAGCCAAACUCCAGCAUACCAAUCUUGCUCGGCUCUUGGGUUGCUGUAUGGAAGAAGAUGAACUGAUUUUGAUAUACGAGUACAUGCCCAAUCGAAGUUUAGACAAAUUUUUGUUUGAUCCUAUUGAAAAGACAAAGUUGGAUUGGGAUACACGCUUUCGAAUUAUACAAGGUGUUGCUCAAGGAGUACUUUAUAUCCACAAAUACUCUAGACUGAAAAUCAUCCACAGAGAUCUAAAAGCCAGUAAUGUUCUGUUGGAUGGAAAAAUAGUUGAAAAAAUAAAUCCCAAAGUGUCUGACUUUGGAAUGGCGAGAAUUUUUGAUAUAAAUCAAAUUGAAGCAAAUUACCACAAGGUUGUUGGGCCAUACGGCUACAUGUCACCUGAAUAUGUUUUAUAUGGUCAUUUUUCUGAGAAAUUGGAUGUAUUUAGUUUCGGAGUGUUGGUGUUACAGACUAUAAGUGGAAAGAAGAAUGCUUCGUUUUAUUGUUGCGAAAAUCCCCUUACGCUUGCUCAAUGGAUAUGGAAGUUAUGGAAAGAAGGAAGUGGAAUGGAGGUAAUUGACGCAUCAGUAAGGGAAACGUGCCGGAUUCAUGAAGCCUUAAGGUGCAUCCAUGUCGGGCUUUUGUGCGUUCAAGAAGUUCCAGCUGAUCGACCAACAAUGUCAUCGGUGAUUCAUAUCGAUGAAGCUGCAACACUUCCGCCCUCAAAAGAACCUGCCUUUUCAUUAAGUUCGAAUUCAAAUUCUGUUAUCACUACAUAUUCCAAAAAUUUCGUCACUGUUACUUUACCAGAACAUCGAUAG